Messenger RNA from Lineus longissimus, 3453 nucleotides. RefSeq lists its product as uncharacterized. The transcript is spliced from 10 exons. Lineage: Eukaryota; Metazoa; Nemertea; Pilidiophora; Heteronemertea; Lineidae. The coding region runs from base 145 to 2637 and encodes 830 amino acids. The record is from RefSeq and is a predicted model, not a curated record.
UCCGAAAGAUUCCGAACAGAAGGUGAAGGUCGGGCUAGCUGUGACAUGAAAAUAAACAAACAUUCUAUGAAUGGUUUUGACAGUGAAUGUUAACAUUCUGCACAUUGCCGCGUGUUAGAUUCAUGAAGAACUGAAAGAAAAAACAUGUAUAAGAAGAAUGCAGCUCGGAGUCUAAUUGAGAGGGCGUCAUGUCAGCUGAGGGGAGAAAAGGCACCGGUCAGGGUCUCAACAGAGGAGGAAGACAUCCAGGCCUACCUCAGUGGUCUGAGCAAGAAAACGGGGGAUGCUGCUGGGACAACCACAUCCACGCCUGCCAAACCCAAACCAGCCUUUGCUUUUGAAGAGUUCAGUGACUUAUCUCUGUCCGAAGGUGACCUCACACCAAGAAAGAAGAAGAAGACCCCAGCUGCCACAAACAAAUACCUCAAGAAAAAAACAGAGUCUGUACCUGAAAAACCGUCCGAGAAAAUUAUCACGAAGCCAGUUACAAAAAAGGAUGACCAGAAAGAAAAUAGCGCUCCAACAGGUGGCAGGACUGUUGUCAAUAGUGCGGCAAAUAAAUCGUCACCGCUCAGCAAAAUUGCAGCUUUUGAAGAAAAAUUCAGAAACAAAAAGGCGAAUGCUGCUAAGUAUCAAAUGAGUGAUAGUGAUUUGGACAGCAUGACUUUCAGUACGAGUAUGGAAAAUGAACUAGCCAAAGAAGUCCCUGGGCUGAAGCAGCACAAAAUGACCAAAUCCAGGCCAUCGCCAAAAAAUUCUCCGGACCAAAACAAUAAUGAUAAUUUCCUGAAGAAAAAGCCUACGGUGACAUCAGGUCAACCAUCGUUGUCAAAAACAAUGCAUAAAUUUAGUACUAAAAAUAACUUAAGUAAACUUAAUAGCGAUGAGGACAGUAGCAGUUUAGGCAUUGGAAAAGGCAGCAGUAAAUUCAUCAAGAAAAAGCCAGUUGCAUCCAAAGAGCCUGCACCGGCUGUUAGUACUAAGACAGCCGACGUCAGGAAUAGUCCGACUGCUACCAAAAAAUUACGAUUCGAUUUGUCGGAGGAUUCAGAUAUGAUGGAUUUGCAAAGGCGAAAGUCCGCUGACCCUCCUUUGCCAUCCACCCAGCCACUUAAACCUGCCUUGAAAACUUCAUCCUCAUUUCGGAAGUCAAUGGAGUCUGAUUCUGACCUGGCGGACUACAUGGACUUCGGUGACGUCUCUUCGUCAACGACUACCUCGUCCCCACGCAGAAAGGCAGUGAUACAGCGACAGCGAUCUGCGGAAGAGGAAGACCUGCCGAGACCCAGUAGUAAGCCGUUCUACCAGACGUCGAGCAGCUUUGGUGAAACAGUGAUUCUCUCUGAUCCGUUUGAGGCGUUAGACCAUGAAGAGGAGCCCAGUAUCCAGGAGAGCAUCGACACGGAUGACAGUUAUAAAAAUGAUCAGUCAGCGGCCUCUGUGCCCAGCGAGGUGAAUAUUGUCAUGGAUAUUGGUAGUCUGGAACCAAUCGGCCAAACUAAGAAGAAGGAACAAAAAAGACCAAAAUCACCUGAAACGAAGAAGAAGAGUGAUAAAAAAUCAGAUAGAGGGAAAUCUUCCGAUACAAAGUCCAAAACCAAAGCCAGUGAUAAUGAUUUCUUCUCAAGCAUGGGCCUUAUGAGCGUUGACGACUUGCUGGGUGCCAGAGAAAUAUCUGAUGAGGACAUGGUUGCACCUGUGCUGGGUGAGAAGAAACCCAACAAAGCCGACAAGAAAACGGAGAAAAAGAAACCGAAAAAGAAGAGUGAAACCGCUGAUUUAUUCAGUAACUUUGGCCUACAGACUAUCGACGAUCUUUUAGGUGGGGGCGUGUCUGAGGAAUCGAUCCGUGACGAGUCAGAGAUUCUCGAAGUCCCAGAAACGCCACAUUCUGAGAUAACGACAGAAAUACGCUCAGUUUCAGAUGCACGAUCUUUAGGAUAUAGUUACGAUGAUGACUUUGAAAGCGAAAUCAAGACGGAGGUCUCUAAGAAAAGUCGUGAGGACUCCAUACCGUAUUCAGAGGAUUUCGAGACGAGUGUUUCUGAGAUUUUGACGGAGAAGGAGACACCGAGAAGAAAGCCAUCAUACUCUGAGACGGAUUCUGAUACUCUCACACCAACUCCAAGUGACGAUGAGACCGUCUCUUAUUCGGAGAGUUAUACAUCCUACACAGACUCAAGGACUUCUUAUACUGAUUCAAGGUCUGUUGUUGUUCUGCGGAAGAAGGAGACCAGAGCUGUGGAGGUUCAGACCGGUCUCGAGGGAGGACUAGGUUAUCGAUGGAAUACUCAAGGUGUUGGCAUGUCCUAUAUGGAGCCACCAGUUGGGUUAGGGUAUACUGAUCCAACACCUAUAGCCUCACAUGUGGUCAGUCCAGAUAGUAUUGAAGCCAUGACCGCCUACAGCCCGAAUGUGAUCGCCCUGAAUGACAUGUUACGGAUGCAGAUUCAGCUGACUCAGCAGUUUGUCACCAUGCAGCGCAGAUUAUAUGAUUCGUUCUCAACAUCUAUAGAGGACUCGUAUCAGUACACAACUCUUGAGGACACGAAAGAGUACAUAAAACAGCACAGGAAGCAGACACUUACCUUUGAUGAAGCGUUGAAAAUGGUGAAAGAAGAAAUGGGAGAAAGAUGAUGAGCAGACGUCAAUGUGAUAGUGGGCAUUCUUUGUGCAAGAGGGAACCUCGUUAUAAUACCAUUUCCUUAUAAGUCUAAUAAUCACUACUAAACAAGGUACACUAUUUGAGUCAUGUAUUUUGUGACAAAAAUCAAGCGACACCCCUCCAAUUGUAGUGAUAUCCAUUGAAUAGAAGCUGAAUUCCUUUGCAAAAGCCCCCUUUGCUCAAAACUUGGUACCGAGUGCUGGCUAGGAUGCUGUAGUGUUGCUUCCAAAUGCUUAGUCUUUAUGAAUUCUUGGUAAAAUACAGUAGAACCUCCCUAAGUGGACAACUCUGUAUUGAGGACAACCUCUCUAUUAAGGACACUCGUUCUGGUCCCAAGUUAGUUGUUUCCUUUCAAUUUAACCUCCUUAGUCAGGACACCUCUAUUAAGGACAGCAUUUGUCAGUCCUGAGGGUGUCCUUAAUAGAGGGGUUAUACUGUAUAGCAUUUGUAAUGACGGUGAUAAGAUUCACUGUUGGUAUUCAUGUACAGAUGACUGAGAGCAUGAUUUCAUAAAUCAGCUGGUAUGAUUUUAGAUCUGCUCUUUGGUACAUGUAGUUAUUUUUUCAUAAGAUUUUUAAGUCCAUCCAUUUCACAAUUACAAUUGUAUCUUGUUGAAACCAAAUGGUUUAAAUUCCAUCCAGAGUGUGUAUGUAACACUGAACAAGGAAUCUUAGAACAGAAGUAUGUGAUACAAUGCCAUGAUAAAAUGCUAAAUAGCUUCAGCCAUAUAACUUUUUAGAUAAAAUUUUAGAUAAGUUAUUGAAGGAUCUUAGAUUGUAGAUUUUAUA